Molecule: messenger RNA, 1170 nt
Organism: Plasmodium gonderi
Lineage: Eukaryota; Apicomplexa; Aconoidasida; Haemosporida; Plasmodiidae
Exons: 4
Coding region: 1-1170 (389 amino acids)
Source: RefSeq, a predicted model, not a curated record
AUGGGGAAUAUAUCCUGUGCACAGCAAAAAAAGCCACUAACAAUGCUUGAGUUAAGCACAAAAAUUGGGGAGUAUAGAACAAUAAAUGAGGGAGAUCCUGAGAUGAUAGAAGAUCCAGAUUUCCCACAGAAAAUGAUGAAUGAAGCGCUAAGUAACAAUACGACAAUUGAUGGGAAUGCUGUUCAAGGGACAUUUGUUUAUUACCCAAAUAAAAUGAAACCCAAAAUGUGGAUAGGAAAUUAUAGAAUUUUAAAUCCUGAAGAUAUUUUAUGCACAGAUGUAGCCGAGAAAAUUGGAUUCAGUGAAUCAGAAUGGAAGAAUUACAUGAAAGCAAGAAAAAGGGAACAGGAUGAACCCAACAACGUCGAAAUUGUCCCAAGUUUCGAUUCUGCUCAGGGGGUGCAUUCCAUGACUUUAAAAGAAACGAAGAAGAGAGGAAAUAUCGAUCCUUGUUAUGGAGAAAAUGGAGAGGACCUUGAGUCAUAUGGUAGAACCCAAUUUAUAAAUGAUCCUUUUCGUUCUAAUGGAAAAUAUGAAGGAAAAAAUGGUCAUGACAAUGAUCAACAUCCACAUAGUAACAGUUGCAUUGUAGAGGAUAACGAAUUUGAUGAAGAUAUCUAUUACGAUAUGAAUAGUACAAGAGAGGAAGAAUCGGGGUUAAUGGAUGAAGUGGAAGGUGUAGAGAUAGUGGAAAAUAUGCGUGUCUUGAACAAGAGAGAUAUUUAUAACAAACAUAAACAUGCUAACCAAUUAAGAGAAGGAAAACAUGAUGAGUUAAGACGUGGAUAUAUAGAAAAGUUAAACAACGAAAUUGCUACUAUAAACGCUCAGCAAGAGAAAAUAAUUAACGAGAAACGCAAUGACUUGUUUAUGUAUUCUAAGUCUAACAGAAGUAAAUUAGUUGUUCCUGAGAAUAACGGAUCCCUUUUGAUGCAAAAUGUAAAUCGUUCAAAAAAAGGUGAAAAAAAUAAUAUAAUUGCGGAACUUAUAAGCGAAAACAAUAAGAAAUUUAGCUCGAAAAUAUAUUCUUUAAACAAAAAGAAAAAAGAAGGAUAUGCAAAUUUGUCAUCUAUGAGUACCAAGGGAAGUUUGCAAAUGAAAACCUCCUCAAAAGACAAGGAUAGCACAUUAAAUAGGACAGUUUAUCUUAACAGGACUUUGGUUAAGUGA